CUCAAAUAUUGAUCGCUUGAAAGCGGAGCUCUUCGUCUUUGUCCAAAAUAGACUGAAUAAUAAUGAAAAAUAACUAGUCCUGAUUUGUGACUGUGUACUAGGGAGCUAACUUUGAUCUUGGCCAAUCAUUCGCUGCUUAUAGAAUUUCUAACAAUGGGUAUGCAACUUCUGCUUCUUUCAGUUUGGAAGUAAUUCCUUUUAUAAAUCAGCUAGAGCGAAACUCGGAAGGAUGCACUCUAGUAUUGCUUUUAAUGUUUACUAAAUCGCGAAUGAUUAGAAUUUCCACUAGGCGGCACUAAACCAGGCAUCGGUGUGUCAUACUGGGGGUUCCACUACAGUGUAACAUUUUUGGGGGAGCCAGUCGCCGUACUAGGACACCUCUCGGGCACACCACCAAUUUGCUUUUCAAAGAUAGCUGAAAAGUUUUUGCCACUGGUAUCCUUACACUCUACUGGGCGACAAAAAGUCGUUACUAGGCGGCCGCACUAGUGUCGCCUACUUUAUAGCUUGAAAUAUGCUCUGAUUUCAUUACUUGCAUAACAUAGAAUCCGACGUAAAUCCGCCAAAAUGCGCACGCUUUACCCGCUGCGAUUUAACAGUUAUAUAUAGUAUACCAUUAGAAUUUCCAUUGUACGUCAUCAUUUUAUAUGACGUAAUUACUAAGAAAAAAUGUCAAAUCUAGUUAUGAGUAAUUUUUGUAGAUUUAAAUUAUGUCUCAACAUAUGAAUCUAUGAAUGUUUUAGAGAAUUAUGGGCCGAACUUAUUCUAAAAUUAAACUCAAUACAAUGGUUUCAUCUAAACAUUUAUUUAAAUUUCCCCCUUCAGUUCGUACUAUGCUUUUGCGUUGACAGAGCUUUUAUUCGACACCGUAUUUGAUACUUUGACGAUGUUCAUGUGGGAAGACUUAUCUUUUUCUGGUUCUUAUUUCUUCUUUAUCCACGUUUUUACUUUCCAUGGUUUUGAACUUUGCUUUUCAUAUUGUAUUGUCUACAUAUUACAUAUAAAUUCAAUGAUAUUACCUACCAGUUCAUAACGUAUUGGUUCGAUCAAUUAAUCUGUAUUUAUUUUGAAGAUUUUUUUUUAUUUACUCUUAGAAUAUGAGGAAUUCUAUUAAGUGGCAGAGCAAAGCGAUGCAAGCUUUAUAGGGGAAUCGAUGGUGUCCGUCUGUCCGUGAACACGAUAACUUUAAACGCUUGGACCGAUUUGGAUCAAACUUUGCACAGUUGACCUAUAUGCCACAAGUAAUAAGCCUAUUGAAAAUUGGUCAAAUCCACUGACACCGGAAGGUUACACCGAGGUGAUCUGUCGCUUUUUUAAACUCGCUUAUUUGUUUUUGAGAUUAUAGAAUAGAAUUAUUUCCAAAAAUCACUGUUGUAACGGUGAAAUAAAUUUACCAUAUUAUGAGCGAAAUACCAUUAUAAGUUAUAGUUUCUGCAUUUACUAGUGUAGUUUGUUCCUGGUAACGCCGUUGUUCGGUUGAAGCGUUACACACAAGAAAAACAAUCCUUUUUGGCGCAUUUUUUUUUAAAUAGGUAUGAGAGAGUACUAGCAUUUUGUCCGUUCGUCCAUAUGGAGAAGGAAAUCUCAGCACUGGAAAAUCAUAUAGAGGUCGUUAUAGUAUCUCUACGGAAUUAUUUCCAAAUUUGAGCACAUUUAACACACGAUGUCGUCGGCAAAACAACAAAACACCUUGGCUUCAUGCGCACUUUCUCACCUUUGGAGCAAUUUAGUUGAAAAGCAGGAAAGUGUGAUGUCUUAAUGGUUAUGAGCUUUUAAUCUUUCUCAUCAUUAGGAAUAAGGCGCAAAAUGUGUGAACUCUCCGAAACGUUUGAUGGCUGCCAAUCGCUCGACGAGAUCCAGGAUAAACUGGAGGGGAAGGAAAACGUAAACACAAUCGUCGUUACCUCUAAUAACCUCACAUGGUCAGGGUCAGUCUUCCAGAAGGAUUAUCCCGAACUGGACAAAAUUACUAUAAACAACUGCAAUAUCGGAGAGCUUCAAGAUCGUUUCGGUUUUUUUCACAUUCGAAACCUACGUUACCUCGAAAUAACCAACAAUACAAUCACUGGAUUCGGUGACAGUCCAUUUUUUUACCUUUCGUCGUUGUUCAGUCUGAACCUUUCGAAUAACAGCCUAGAGCAGGUGCAAGAUGACGUGUUUAAGGGUUUGGAGCGGUUAGGAAGUCUCGUUCUGAAAAAUAAUUGUAUUAAAACUAUAAGUAGAAACGCAUUUCAAAAUUUGCGGGCACUGUCUAACCUUGAGCUCCCGAACAAUGCAAUCGAAGAACUGGACGAAAAUGUAUUUCAAGAUCUAGUCGCCUUGCGAUGCUUGAUUUUGAAAUUUAACAAAUUGAAAACGUUGGGAUCUCAAAUUUUUGCUCCGUUGAAGGAUUUGGCGCAUUUAGAUGUUUCGCAUAACGAACUCCUCUGUUUGCCUCAGGGAUUACUAAGCGAUCGCGCGAUGGACGGUUAUCUUGUCAACUUUUCGUUCAACAAAAUUGAACAAAUUGAAGAAUCUGCUCUGAGUGGUUUAUUUAUACGAGCGGGAGUACUCGAUUUGGGACACAAUCAUCUUUGCACACUAAAAUCGGGAGUGUUAUCAAAAGUCAUGGCCGAGGUAGUGAUACUAACGGGCAAUAAAAUUGAAAACAUCGAGAAAGGAGCCUUUUCGGGUUGUACUUGCACCGACUUGUACCUAAACGAAAAUCGACUAACGACAGUUACCCCUGACAUUUGGGAAGGUCUGCAAGUCCAUUCAAUAUUGAGCCUUUCUAAAAACGAAAUUUCUAGUUAUGGUGGUGCCUUUGUUAACUGCACUGAUCUUGGUCUUAGACUAGAUUUGGAUCACAAUAAAAUUAAAGAUCUACCCGAUUCAGGUUUCGAAGGACUGACUAGAGUGGUGACACUCUCCCUAAACGAUAAUUUGAUUCAGAAGGUGGAUGAGGCUAGUUUGGUAGGUCUCCCCAAACUGUAUACUUUGGGCCUUCACAACAACCAAAUUGAGGAACUUCACGAAGAGUGCUUCUCUUCGUUGCCAAGAUUGAGUGACUUGUUCUUGGGCGCGAACAAGCUCAACUUCUUAAAGCCCGAACUUCUGAAGCACAAUUCAAGACUGUUUCAAUUGGUAAUGCCGAAUAACAACUUUACAAAUCUACCAUCACCAGAAGUAUUUAGUUGCCCGGAAUCGUUGAUGAUAUUUAACUUCUUUCAAAAUCGAAUAGAAAAAAUUGCAGCGAACAGUUUCUCUGCUGCCAAACGAAGGUUUAUACAGCUGAUCCAGCUAGAGUCAAAUCAAAUUUCUGACAUAGAACCGGGUGCUUUUAACGGAAUUGAGUAUAUCAAAUACUUAGCUUUGAAUUCCAACAACAUCGCCUCUCUUCAUCCAGCCACCUUCCAGGGUUUGGGAUCCAUUCAUAGGAUUGAACUUGACAACAAUUUAACCGGUUACUUGAAGUUAUUGCCACCUACAACACUGGUACUCUUCAACGGAGGCCCUCCAGGCGGAUUUGAAGCUGAAUUGGAAAAACUUGCGUUGAAUAAUGUAGGUACCAUUUCUUUUGCGUCGUGCGCCUAUCAAAGGGAGGGAGAAAAGUGGAACUUCAUUGACCACAACGUUGAGGAUAUGGACGAAAAGUUUGAAUGGGAAGAUGUUUUACUUAUGGAAGAAAAAUAACCAUGCGCCUUAAUCCUUAUAUGUAUAAUUCAAUGUUUUCUAAUUUCUAAUUAUGGCUUGUAAUUAAAGUAUUUAGUGCUUCACAAAGCGC
Messenger RNA from Photinus pyralis (common eastern firefly), 3763 nucleotides. Its product is annotated as slit homolog 2 protein-like. Lineage: Eukaryota; Metazoa; Arthropoda; Insecta; Coleoptera; Lampyridae. Gene Ontology annotation, molecular function: protein binding. The record is from RefSeq and is a predicted model, not a curated record. Bases 1807 to 3672 code for a protein of 621 amino acids. The transcript is spliced from 4 exons.